Messenger RNA from Aedes aegypti (yellow fever mosquito), 3005 nucleotides. RefSeq names its product protein mothers against dpp (gene Mad). NCBI's taxonomy places the organism in Eukaryota, Metazoa, Arthropoda, Insecta, Diptera, Culicidae. The transcript has 4 exons. Gene Ontology annotation, biological process: transforming growth factor beta receptor signaling pathway; anatomical structure morphogenesis; regulation of transcription by RNA polymerase II. Bases 732 to 2147 code for a protein of 471 amino acids. Gene Ontology annotation, molecular function: RNA polymerase II cis-regulatory region sequence-specific DNA binding; I-SMAD binding; DNA-binding transcription factor activity, RNA polymerase II-specific. The record is from RefSeq and is a predicted model, not a curated record. Gene Ontology annotation, cellular component: heteromeric SMAD protein complex.
ACUUGACGUCCCGAAGUGUACUCCGUGCCGCAUUUCCAGAUAAACAACAGUGGAUAUGCUCCGAGAAAACCGCAUCAAAAACCGCGUGAAAUCCGUCCGGAACCGAUCGUAAUCGUUUUGAGCCGUUGCGCGUUAGAUUUGGCCGCCGUGUGGGACCGUUGGUUGAAGUCUUUCAGAACCGGAUUUUCAAAAAUGUUGUCCUAUUGAAGCACCGUCCUUAGGAUUGUGUGAAUGUGAGAGGCAACCCGAAUUGUGUGUGCAUGUGGAUGAAAGCAAACUCCAUCGCCGUCCGUAGUCGUCGUCGUCGAGAAGAAGAAAGAGUGUGAAAUUUUUGUCACUUUAGCAGACGCUAACGAAACGGAUUCGGAUUCUUCGCUUUUCGGUUGUCCGUGCGGAAUUACGGUGCUCGAGAUUAGUGGCGAACGGUGGAAUUGCGGUGAUUUCGGUUGGAUUUGGUGCGUGCAAGCGGUGAAAAGUGUUUUAUUCGUUUAGAUAAGUAAAGGGGGGCGCAGUGUGUGGUGUUGGCCUCAUAGAUUGUCCGCAUCAGGAUCAGUGCAGUAUAUAGUGACACGGGGAUCAACCCACGAAACAUUCUACAGGAGGCCAUUUCUCGCAACCUUCAAAUAAAAAGAGAGAAAACCAACACAUUGAUCCGGUCGAAAGUCCAGUAGCGCAGCAGCAACAACUGUAUCUUGCGGAAAUAACCAGGAAGUCCAAAUUACUUCUUCACGAUGGACACUGAUGAUGUGGAGUCGUCGAGCAGCAGUACCAUGUCCAGCCUGAACAGUCUGUUCUCGUUCACCAGUCCGGCAGUGAAGAAACUGCUCGGCUGGAAGCAGGGCGACGAGGAGGAAAAAUGGGCCGAAAAAGCCGUCGACAGUUUGGUCAAGAAGCUCAAGAAGCGGAAAGGUGCCAUCGAGGAGCUGGAGCGGGCCCUGUCCUGUCCCGGGCAGCCGUCCAAGUGUGUCACCAUUCCCCGCUCGCUCGACGGGCGGUUACAGGUAUCCCACCGAAAAGGACUUCCACAUGUCAUCUACUGCCGCGUCUGGCGCUGGCCAGAUCUGCAGAGCCACCACGAGCUGAAACCGAUCGAAACGUGUCAGUAUCCGUUUAGCGCCAAGCAGAAAGAGGUCUGCAUCAACCCGUAUCACUACAAACGCGUCGAAAGUCCGGUCCUUCCGCCGGUGCUGGUUCCGCGCCACUCGGAAUUCGCCCCCGGCCACUCGCUGCUGCCAUUCCACCAGAUGAACGAACCCAACAUGCCGCACAACGUAAGCUACACCAACUCCGGUUUCAACAAUUCGCACAUGGGCGGAGGCGGACCCAACUCGCCCAUUUCCUCGCACAUGGGCCCAAACAGUCCUAUCUCCUCGGUGUCCAGUCCGGGACCGAUCAACUCGAAUCCUCAGAGCCCGUACGGUUCAUUACCUGAAACGCCUCCUCCGGCAUACAGUCCUCCGGAAGAUGGGAACAACGUUAGCAGCCAGGACAACAACCAGAUGGAUACCAAUCAGAUGCAUGGCGAGGUAGCCCCAGUUAGCUACCAGGAACCUCCCUACUGGGCUAGUAUAGCAUACUAUGAGCUGAACUGCCGAGUCGGUGAAGUGUUCCAUUGCAAUUCAACCUCCGUCAUCGUGGAUGGCUUUACCAACCCUUCCAACAACUCGGACCGGUUCUGCCUCGGUCAGCUGAGCAACGUCAACCGCAACAGUACAAUCGAAAACACACGUCGUCAUAUCGGAAAGGGAGUGCACCUGUAUUACGUUGGAGGUGAAGUGUACGCCGAGUGCCUCUCGGAUUCGGCCAUCUUCGUGCAGAGCCGCAACUGCAAUCACCACCACGGGUUCCAUCCCAGCACGGUGUGCAAAAUCCCGCCCGGCUGUUCGCUGAAGAUUUUCAACAAUCAGGAAUUCGCCCAGCUUCUGUCCCAAUCGGUGAACCACGGGUUCGAGGCGGUGUACGAGCUGACCAAGAUGUGCACGAUACGAAUGAGCUUCGUCAAGGGUUGGGGCGCCGAAUACCACCGACAGGAUGUGACCUCCACGCCCUGCUGGAUCGAGAUUCACCUGCACGGGCCGCUGCAGUGGCUGGACAAAGUCCUGAUCCAGAUGGGAUCGCCCCACAAUGCAAUCAGCUCGGUGUCGUAAGGCGGAAGUGGGAAAUGGGAAUGAACGAGACAUUGGAUGGGGAUGAAUGAGUGCACUUUGGUUGCAAUGCGUGUGGGGACGAGGAUUAUAAACUGAUUUAAUUUUUAGCGAACGCCCGUUCGGAUGUGUGAGCAAUCGAUACGAGGAGAAAUCGGAGCCGUUUGGAGGAGAAGGAACGAUAGCAGUUGUGCAAGUAUGAGAUGUGCGUGGGAAUGUUCUAAAGACAAGGUUCGCUCUUCUUUUUAAGCACCCACAAUUUGUACACGUUAUAGACGGAGGUAGUUUUUAAGCGAUAAUGAUAGUGUAGUGACAUUUAUUUUUUAAAGUAAUGAUUUCAUAUUUACUAUUAGUAACGAUCAAGUGAUUUGCUGUCGGUAGUGGUAGGUGCGUAAGAUUGCAAAAUUUUACGCGGUCAUAAAAACAAUCUAUUUUCGGACAAAGUUUGCAAACAGAAAACAAAUCUUCCCAAAUUUGAUAUAAAAGUAUUUUUUUCCUCAAAUGUGCAAUUUUUCCAAACAAAAAAUAAAACAGUUUGCCAUUAUUGUUUCGUUGCAGUUGAAUGGAAAGCUUAACGAUAUAAUCAAAAUUUAUAAGAUUUAUCUAUAAAAUAGUGUAGCAGAAUAUAUUUUAAUACAAGUGCUUCUUUUAAAAAGAACAGAUUCGCUCUUUUAUUAAGUUUUAACACGUUUUCUUUUAUGUGUAGUUUGUUUUCGUUUCCCCGGAGACCGUUUUUUGGAAGUGCCUAUUUUAUCUACCGGUUCUCCCAGCUAUGCACCCGUUCGGAAGCAUUUGGAACGAAUUUCGGAACAAUAGAAUUACUAAAGUUACUACAGGAAAUGCUAGAAAUUCAAAAAAAAA